AUGGAUUUGACAACUUUUGAUGCGACUAAUUCUGCGUCAGUUACAGAACAAAAACAACACUCCACACUUACGGCUCCAAAUGAACAGUCGCAAGCACGAGAUCUCUCUUUGGAAUCAAAGGUCUCCGAACUUGAUCCGUCAAUUUCUGAAAAAGGUAAAAAGGAGAGCGAAUCAUAUUUUCGGGAAUCCGCCACACGAAAUGUUUCCGACAACGUUGCAAAGCAAAGAGAGUCGACAGAGAAAACAUCACCUCAACAAUCAUUUGAUUAUGGAAUAUUUCUUCGACAAAUGAGAGAUCCAAGUGCACAACCAAUCGCCCGUUAUGUCAAAAGUUUUGAACAAGAGUUUGAACGCAAGACCAGAACGGUCAAUGAACAAGUUAAAUAUGUUACUAAUUUUUUAGAGCGUGUCUCUGUGAAAAUGCGUGAAUGCGAAGUAUGGCACAGACCAGUCACUACCGAUGAUAAAGAGAAAGAUGAAAUUUUGCACCAAAAAAUUCAGAUAUUUAGAUGGAUAAAGGAAAAACAUCUGGACAUACCUACCGCUCAACACAAUGAACAAGAGCAAUUUCUUGAAUUUGCAAAGAGCGAAUUGUUGAAGAUAAAUGAUUUUAAAGCCCCUCGGGAUAAACUUAUUUGCAUCCUUAAUUGUUGCAAAGUCAUUUUUGGUCUAAUAAGGCACGUGGAUGGUGAAGAGGGUGCCGAUAAAUUUCUACCCAUUCUUAUCUACGUUGUUUUAAAAGCCAACCCAGAACAUCUGGUUUCCAACGUUCAGUACAUUUCUCGAUUUAGAAAUCCAGAGAAAUUACAGUCUGAAUCAAGUUAUUAUCUUUCGAGUCUGAUGGGAGCAAUCUCAUUCAUUGAAAAUAUGGAUGCGUCCUCGCUUACUAUAUCACAAGAAGAAUUCGAUAAAUGUAUCGAAAGUACGAUGAAGGAAUUAGAACGUGAACGACCAAAACUGAAAGAAAAUAAUACUAGAGAUAUGGUAAAUUAUGACAAUGCGAUUCAUCCUUCUAAGCAUCCAUCAAAUUUAAAGACACCGCUUUUAAACACAGCGCAAGCUAAGGUAUUGAUCGAAAAGGGAGGAAAUAUGCUUGCUCAAUGGACAUUCCAAAAGCCAUUAUCCGUCGUUGGAAAAAUAUUUUCAGAGAUUAAUAAUGAGAUGAAUGAUCCGACAAACAAUGUUCCUUCAUUAGAUGCAAUCUCCAAUUCUUCUUCAAGGAGCGUCUCACCUCACCGACAUUCUCCACAUGUUGAGCUGAUGAACGGUUCACAUUCAUCAUCAGACAACGAGGGAACCACAAUUCAAGCGGCUCGACGUUCCUUCUCUUUUUCUUCUCGGUCUUCACGUACCUCACAUACAUCGCGUGAAUCAACUGAUUUUUCUGAUUUGCAAGAAGAGGUUGCUCGUGCUUCUGAGGUAGAGCUUCAAACCUCACUUGCUACCCUCAGAUCAAUGUUUCCUAAUAUGGAUCCUGAUAUAUGUGAAGAUGUGUUACAGAGUAAUGAAUGGCGUAUGAACCAAGCCGUUGAUCAAUUACUUGAACUAUCCGAUUCAAACGUUAAUAAUGUUAAUGAAGUCGGCGAUUUAUAUAUAGACGAAAUGAAUAAUGAUAAUGAUAAUACCUCUAACGAUACAACCAACGAGACAAGAUGA
Messenger RNA from Acaulospora morrowiae, 1656 nucleotides. The record is from the annotation of a GenBank genome assembly. Lineage: Eukaryota; Fungi; Glomeromycota; Glomeromycetes; Diversisporales; Acaulosporaceae.